This is a messenger RNA of Varanus komodoensis (Komodo dragon), 2537 nucleotides long. Its product is annotated as extracellular tyrosine-protein kinase PKDCC-like. Bases 1 to 1335 code for a protein of 444 amino acids. Lineage: Eukaryota; Metazoa; Chordata; Lepidosauria; Squamata; Varanidae. Gene Ontology annotation, molecular function: non-membrane spanning protein tyrosine kinase activity; ATP binding. The record is from RefSeq and is a predicted model, not a curated record. The transcript has 7 exons. Gene Ontology annotation, biological process: protein phosphorylation.
AUGCAGGGCUCCGCGGCGCUCGUGCCCCUCCUGGCCGCCGCCGCCCUGGUCGUCCUGGCCCUUCUCACCGCGGGCCCCUGGAGGCCGCCCGACGGCCGGGUGCCGCCGAGCUUGAUGCGGGAGCUGGCGCGGCGGCAGCUGGAUCUGAGCCGCUUGGCAGCCUCCGCCAGGGCGCGCAACGCCUCGGCCGCUCCCGCGGGGCGCGCGGCGGCGGGCGCGCUGGGCUGCGCCGAGCUGAGCGGCGCGGUGGGCGCGAGCCUGGUGGGCGCCGGCAUCACCAAGCUGGUGCGGAAGGCCGCUCUGUCGCCCGGCGGGGAGGAGGUGGCCCUGAAGUCCGUGCACUGGGCCGGCGGCGACGUGAGCCGCUGCGUGCAGCGCCACGGACACCCGGAGGGCUGCUCCCGGCUCGCCUCGUACAAGCUGCUGAAGGAGGCGGUUUUGCUAGAGCGCCUCGAUCAUCCCGGCAUCGUCAAGUUGCGUGGUCGAUGCUAUGCAAGAAGCUUAGAUUUUGAAAUGAGAGUGGUCACCAUGCUGGAGUUAGGAACACCACUGGAGAUGAUUCCGCUUCUGCAGACCCCCUGGGAAGAGAGAUUUAAAAUUUGCCUAGAGCUGGUAGAGCUGCUUUAUUACUUGGCACAUUCUCCUCUGGGCUCCAUUGUCCUCCUGGAUUUCCAGCCUCGGCAGUUUGUGAUGGUGAAGGGUGUCCUGAAAGUUACAGACCUGGAUGAUGUGAGCACUGAAGAAUUGUCCUGCAGGGCCAACAGGGACUGCACUCUGGAAUUCCCCACAAGAAGCUUCAUUUUCCCAUGUGGCACACAUGGGAAGUGUGAAGGGAUGAAUGAGAAAAGGAAUCUCUUCAAUGCGUACCGGUAUUUCUUCAUGUACCUCUUGCCUCAUUUGGCACCAGUCACUUUGCAACCCAUUCUGGCGAAUAUCUUGAAUGCCACAGGUGAUUUGCGAUAUGGAGCAAGAGAAACCCGGAGAGCUUUCCAGAAAGUUUUGCAUUUGUACAAGUCUGGACUUUACCUGCAGAAAAAGCCCUCUCCUUUAAAAGAAUACAUUGCCUUAAAGGGAUUCCAUCACACGGAUGCAGAGGACUACAAGUGCUGGCCAUCCUAUAGCCGUUUGGGAUGUAUGAUCUCUGUUCACAACACAGAGGAAGCAGCGUCCAUUUGCAGUUCACACCCCCAGUGUCAGCGUUUUAUCAUCACCCCAGAGAGGACAUGGACAGGACGUCCACUUGCUUUGUUUCGAAGUAACAUCACUGAAUUAAUUCCAGGCGGCAACCUGGUGGUUUACGUCAAACGAGCCACAGCCGCAAGGGGAAGUCUCUGACAGGGAGUUUGAGCGAGCAGAGAAUCUUUGGACAAGGAAUAUUGAAGAAUGGCUCCUAGGACUAACCUCACUCUCUCCAAGGGAUGACACACUUUAUUGCUGCUGUGGGGUGUUUCUCAGUACUGGGGGAAGUUUCAUCUGAGUCAAAGGGUGCCAAUUUAAUGAUCAAAGCAAGGCUUCCCUGCGUAAGAUGUCAGUCAACCCAGAUUUACUUUGCCAAGUGGUUUAUUUGUUCCCAGUCUCAAGGAUUAUAUAUGAGCAUCAUCUAAUUUCAGCCAUCCCUGGGAUUUGCAGUGGAUUGUUGCUUGCUCCAUCAAGAAGCCAAUUUGGCAGCAAAGCAAUGGACAUUUCCUUGUUCUAUGAGUUCAGGAUGGUUGCGACAAUCCAGCUGAAAUUAUGGGUACACGCAUGGAACCGGGAUCUCUGCACAUAUUCUGUUCCUAGCUGCUUUGCCCAAUAAGACAAACUUUUCGCCCAAUGAAUGUUUGGAAAAUAGAUCCUGAAAGGGCCAUUCUCAAAGAGCUGAUGGAUGCUUUUGGAAGUGCCCAUGGAGACAAACCUACUUUCUUUUUGUCUUGUCAGGUUGGCUUUCUUUGAAGGCGUAACAGACAAAUUCACUGUGUUUGUUUUGUUUUUUUUGUUUAGUUACAUCAGAUCUUCAGAGAGAGAUUCACCCUCUCAAAAAUGUACAUGCCCAAGCCUGCCCUACAUGUCUUUCCAGAUUCUUACUUGCAGACUCCCCUAGUUCCCUUUUAAAGACAUCCAGACUAUAUCACCUUUUGGGGAAGAAGGAUAAGGUGUGUCUUUUGCCAAGAUUACCUUCUAUGCCUCCAGCUAGUUCCUAGGCAUGGUGGACCAUUUACCUGUAUGUUCCCUAACAAAAGAUGUGCCUGGUACACUUUGGCUCUGACCCUUCAAGGAAAUUUCCAGUGGACCUCUAGACCUCAUUAACUCUUUCCUGUCGAAACCCCCAAUAUACUGGGAACCCUAGUUACUGUGGAACAGCUAAUAUUUAUUUUGCAGGAGGGACAGGUAUUUAUUUAAGGAUGCAAAGUCCCAGGUGAUGCAGCUUUUUGGAAAGCUUUGUAUCAACCUUGAAGGUUUUCCAGAGUUACUUUCAGUGAAAGAAAUCCUGCUGAGCAAAGAGUUCAGCUACUGAUGUACCAAAGUUUAUAAAGUUUUGACCCUUUCUACUCUGAAAA